Molecule: messenger RNA, 3683 nt
Organism: Exophiala oligosperma
Lineage: Eukaryota; Fungi; Ascomycota; Eurotiomycetes; Chaetothyriales; Herpotrichiellaceae
Exons: 1
Coding region: 627-3410 (927 amino acids)
Source: RefSeq, a predicted model, not a curated record
CCAUCUGCCAUUCAUCCAUGUUUCUUUCUUCCCGCCCACUUCGCAAGCCUCUGCUCCGGACGAAUCCAUGAGAUCAACCUGAUUGAUACCUACUGCGCAAACUUUGCCAUCUUACUCGACAUAUCAAUAAUUAAUUAUACAAUUCUUUACUGCGUCUUCCGGUUUUUCAUUGCUUCAAAUGUCUCACUCGAUCUUCAUCGCUGAAUCUCCUCAAACCCUUUAGCGCUCAGGUGCCCCAGCCACCCACCUCCACCAUUCUCGAUCUCGACUGCGUUGAACAUCAUCGCAGAACCCUGUCCCAGCCGGAAAUCCGCUGUCCGUGCCACUGAAAGGGGAACGAAUUCCUCUCAUUCGACCUAUAGUCGCGAUCAAUCCAGUUCAGAGACUCUGCGCACGACCACUGCGCACGCACUGUUCUCCGGGGUCUGAUACGCUUCGCGUCACGUACGGGUACCUCAACCCUUCCGGACGCAUCACGGACUUCAGAGUCAUUAGCGAGCGAACCCCUUUGCGCGACCACGAGAGCAUAUUUUCGAAUGCGACCUGAACUGCUGUGAAGAGCGUUGCAAUCUCAGAUCCCCAGUCGCAAUGAAGAGGAAGGGCAUCUAAAGAUAUUUGCGUGCACUAUGACUGCGUUACAAAUGGGGAGGACAAUUGAAUACACCAUUAUGGGCCCCCCUGCGGAAACUGUAGGACUUUCGCCGCCUCUGUCCUUGAACUCAUCAUCAUAUCGAAAAGACUCCAAGACCGCCUCGCUCAAUUUGCGGACCUUGUACAGGACAUCAGCUCAAGAUGGUCAAAUGACUGAAUCAGAAUCGCAUCAACCGACGACUGCCAUCUUGCCGACCUCCCCACAUCUUCCUCCCACGCCACCUGGUGCGAGCAACGGCGAGAUACGUACGGCUGAAGAUGUGGUCUCUGAUGGGACCGCCUUCAGGUCAGCUUUGGUGACACCAUCAAACCCGAAUAGCCCUCCAACUCCGGAUAACACACCUCCACGCCAUAGGAAAAUCUCGUUCGUGCGGCCAUUUUUGGAAACGCAGCCAUCCCUAACCUCGACUCGCGCCGAAUCGUUCACGACCGCUCGAGAAGAUAUCGGGUCAGAGGAUGAGGCUGGGGACACUUCCCAAUAUCAAGGAAAUUUGGCAUGGUCGCAUUCGUCUCUACACCAGCCGAGUCAACCCACCCACAAGCUGCGACACAGUUCUCUGCCACUGUCGCCCUUGCUCUAUACUGAGAAACAGAUUCCUGACGAUGAAGUUUGCGUACCGACAGAGAUUCCAUCCGGGUCUGGUCACAAGGACACCUACUUUUGGCAGAACGGUGACAAUGACGGACACAGACUGCAUGCAAGCCCUCAGCCACUCAGCACUUCAACCACGCCCGUUGAAUUGAAAAAAGGAAGAGCCAUGCCUCGGAAAAAUGUUUUUUUGCCUUUGGAGGAGUCGCAUGAUGUCAAAUCGGCAACAGACAAUACGUCAGAAGUGCAUCCAGAUGGCCUGAAGCGAGGGAAAAGUCUCCGCGACAGACUUCUUGAUGCGCAACACCAAGAUCUGUCGGCCUCCACAGAGAAAUUUGCGAGCAUAAUUGGCUGGAAUGACUCUGUGCCAAUUGAAAUUUUACCAACGACUACUCAAAAUGAGGUUCGUGAUGAUGAUAGACGCCUGUCAGGAGUUUCUACUACUUCCACCAUUGAAGCAUAUGUAUUCGAGCCCAUCGCCCUACCCAAGCGGAAGAUCACGUUGCGUCACGUCAACAAACACGAGUCUUUAAGGUCGGUGAGCUCACCACUUCCUGCCUCGAAUCGGAACUCCAUGCACUCAACUUCAGACUCGCCUCACCGGCUAGUGCAUAAGAAGGCUCGUCUGAGCAACCAGAACCGUUGGAGCUUUGGAUCCGAGAUCUCUAGAUCUCACAGCCUGGCAUCUAGUGCUGUCCUUCCCAAGACGGAGAUCAUUCGAGUAGCAGUUAUUCCUGAACGAAGUUCUUCGUUGCCUGCUUCGAGCAGCAGCGGCAGUAAAAGACAAUCUCUGUCCACUGGCUCUGCGCGGUCGCAAUCCCGGAAAGUAUCGGAAAAGCCGCCUUCAGCUUGGCAGCAUAGGCGAACGGUGUCUGAAACGACAGAUCGUGGCAGACCACAAACAGAGCCAGCACCUGUGAUUCCUCCACGAAGUUCUUCUCUUUCUGCCCCAACAUCUAGAAGUACUUCGCGAGCCAAUUCGAUCACCUCCGAGAAUCUGCGCGUACGCCGACAACAAGCAGAAAAGGACUUGAGAAAGACAUUGGACAGGAUGGAGUCUGAUCGCUUAUUGACAAAUGUGCGUGACUGGGCAUUGGAAGAUGACGAAGGUGCUUCACACGCAAAAGAGACCAGCCAGGUUGACAACAAUUCGGAUCAGGCGACGGUCAGGACACCAUCACAUCCGCGUGCUUUAGUCAUCUCUUCCACCUACGAUAGUGAGCUGGCAAACAAUGCGCUCGGGCUGUUUGUUCCUGGUACUUUGGAAUGGGCAGCGUUGCGACCUACAUCCACCCUGGAAACACCAUUUUCCCAGCCGUCUUUCAGGUCUACGUCUCCUGAGAUUAAUGAGGCCAGGGUGAUCAACUUCUUCCCGCACAAUAAUCAUUCGCUCCAGUUGAUUGAACCAUUCUCCGUGGCAGAAUCAGGAGCUGUUCGCGAAGUACAAUUACAGCAUUUGCCUCAUAUCGAGGUGGAUUCUCCUCUUCGGAACCCCAGGCGGCCGCCGCAACCACCUUCAGUCAAGGUGAUACCACCUACCCCGGGCGAUGAGUCCGAAAAGCGACUCGGUAUUGAUGGAACUUCCCCCAGGCGUGCAACAUCGCUGCGACGGCCUGGGACACAUCGCCGCUCGGAGUCUUUGAUGAGUUCUAUCUCGCGGGGGUUGAGCUUGAAAAAUGCGCGUAACAAGAAGGCGGAUCAAGAUCUCGAUGGCCAACUUAAUCCAUUUUGGCGGCCCCGAGCAUUUUGGGACGAUGUAGACAGCCAUCGACCCGAAGAACAACCACAGUCGCGACAAAUAGGUGUGGUAAACAACUCUCUUGGACUGCCACAAGAGAGAACCGUAGUUACCGGCCCGGUUUCCCUUGUUCGACGGAUCUCUGAACGUCGCCGGCAAAGAAGAGGUGUAGUUAAACAGACCAGCCACGGGAGCCUGGCGCGAAUUCGAGCCACGCGCCAGUUCUGUUCGUCUCCAGGGUUGAGUCUCAGAUUCCACCUCGUUGGAAUCAAGAAUAUCCAAGAACGCAUACUACGAGCUCGUCAAAGAAAGGAAGACGACCGACGAGAAAAGAGAAGAGCUGAUCUCCGACGAAGUAUUGGGCCUAACGUGGUCAUGCAGGGAGAUUCCAGGUUCCCUGCCAGCAAUACCAGUUUAUCACGGGAUACGUGAGGGAUAACAGCUCAAAAGCUGACGACACUAUAAUCGACGUUGUUUUAGUGCGGCCCUGGUGGCUGCAAAUGCUUUGGUUUUGCUUUGAUAUCUUUUGGGAAGGCAAUAUUGAAUUCAGCGACGAAGGUGAAGAGUGCACGAUGCAAUGCCUUUGAUGAUUGAAUGAUUUUGGAUGAUGAAUUGACGAUAUGUACAUUUAAACCACGUCGACGUGAAUCUCUAAGCAGCCGGGGUUUAGACAGGGUUUCAUGAUGACAUUUCCUCUGCCUUUUG